AUGCAGUUCUACUAUCAAUUCGCCAUCCUACUUUCCAGUCUCUCUCAGACUUUGGCUGCACCCGCGGAACAAGCAGUUGAGGACAAACAAAUUACAAAGAGGGCCUGCGCGCCUACAGGCCAAGAGUCUUGCUGUCUCAAGGGGGUCAAUGGAGCUCAAACAAAUCUUCAAGAACUGAUUCCCUUUGGAUCCAAUGGCGGCAUAAUCAACGGGUUUUAA
Messenger RNA from Pyrenophora tritici-repentis Pt-1C-BFP, 219 nucleotides. NCBI's taxonomy places the organism in Eukaryota, Fungi, Ascomycota, Dothideomycetes, Pleosporales, Pleosporaceae. The record is from RefSeq and is a predicted model, not a curated record.